Dromaius novaehollandiae (emu) is the source of this 2004-nucleotide messenger RNA. It is a transcript of the gene TCN2, whose product is annotated as transcobalamin 2. The coding region runs from base 335 to 1849 and encodes 504 amino acids. Gene Ontology annotation, molecular function: cobalamin binding. The record is from RefSeq and is a predicted model, not a curated record. The transcript has 9 exons. Lineage: Eukaryota; Metazoa; Chordata; Aves; Casuariiformes; Dromaiidae. Gene Ontology annotation, biological process: cobalamin transport.
CUCCGGGGUCAGUAAGUGCACUGAGAAGUGACCCGGAGGGGACGGGACAUAUCUGGCAGCAGGAGGAAACAGGAAGGGAAAGCGGCCGUGACCGCUUUACCCCUGCCCCGGCACUCUGCGGCUCUGCUCCCGCGGCUCCUUUUGGUUCACGUCCAGCCAAAGUCCUCUCCCGUUUCUGCUGACUUGGCCCCAGCUUGCGGAAAGCGCCUCUUACGACACCUUCCUGUCCCAGGCGGUGCUUCAGCUCAGCUCGGCGCAGCUCAGCCGGGCUCCGCGCGGCACCGCCGGGUCUGCGAGCCGAGCCCAGCCGUGGCACCCACUGCCCCACGCUGACAUGUGGCGGCUCCUGGUCCUCCUGCAGGCUGUGGUCCUGCCCGCCCAGCUCUGCGAGGUCCCGGAGGCGGUGGCGGCACGGGCGCGCACCAUGAGCGCCCGGCUCCUGGGCCUGGCCGAGGACUCGGAGCAGCAGGCCAACCCCAGUGUCUACGUGGCCCUUCGCCUCGCUGACGACCACCACCCGGCCUUGGAGGAGCAGUACUUGGCGAGGCUCAAGGAGGCCUUCCAGGGCACCCACAGCACGAGCUCGCAGGCGGCCAGCCGGCCCAUGCGGCCCUUUCCUCGGCCCCACGCGGCGCCCCGCAGCCGAGCAUCCGCCGCCCGUGGCCACCACAGGUACCUGGGCGCUCGGCGGCGGAGCCCGGCACGGAGGGGAUGGUGCCCCCGCCACCGUCAUCCCGGGGCGACGGCCGCCCGGCCCGCUGCCGCCCGCCCUGACGCCCUCAUUCGCGGCACGGUGCCUUGCAGGAGCCCUGUGGCAGCGGGCAAGGGGGGCCGGCCCCUCACGGGGCGCCUGGCGCUGUACCUGCUGGCACUGCGGGCUGCCUGCCAGCCCCCGGACCUCGGCGCCGAGAGCCCCCCGCUCGCCCGCCUCAAGUACGCCCUGGAGGAGGACUGGACGGGCUCCCAGCAGCACGGCCACCCCCUCACCAAUUACUACCAGUACAGCCUGGGCGUGCUGGCUCUGUGCGUGCGCCGCCGGCACAUCAGGGAGGAGGUGAUCCGCAGGCUCCUGGCGGCCGAGCGGCACGGCAAGUUUGGGCACGGCGACGGGCACGCUGUGGACACGGAGGCCGUGGCGGGCCUGGCCUUCGCCUGCCUGCACCAGGCGCCGCUCGCCCGCGGCAUGCUGGCGUCGGAGCUGCACGAGGCCAUCCGCAGCGUGGCCAGGAAGCUGCUCCAGGCGCAGGGCCCUGAUGGCCUCAUCGGCAAUGUCUUCAGCACCCCCUUGGCCUUGCAGUUCUUCAUUGCCACCAACUCAUGCGAGUCGGAGCCGGAGUACAGCCGGGCCAGGGAUGCCCUGCUGCAGAGCCUGGACAACUUCACCAACCCUAUGGCCAUAUCCCAGCUGCUGCCCGCGCUGUAUGGCCGCAGCUACCUGGACAUCGCCUCCAUGAGCUGCCAGGGGGAGAGAGGCACGCUGCAGCCCAUCAGCCCCGUGACGCAGUCCACGGAGCUGGGGAACAUCAUCGUGAGGCUGGUGGUGGAGUGCCCCAAGCGGCUGUGCCACCACCACGUGCUCUAUAACCAGUCCGUGACCGUGCCCGCCGGUUCCUCCCUCCUGGACGUGCUGGAGAUGGCCUCGAAGCAGGGACACCAUGCCUUCACGUUUAAAACUCAGGACAGCCUCUACGGCCCCUUUUUAACGACGGUGAUGAAAGUGGAAGCCAAGUGGCAAGAGCGGAGGAGCUGGCAUCUCCUCUCAGCCCCCAACACCAGCCUGCAGAUGGGUAUCGCCGACUACAAGCCUCACGACGGGGAGACCCUCAUCCUGCGGCUGAGCAAGUGGUAGCCAGCGCGCGCCUGGCUGCUGCGUGGGAGGCACGUGGCUGAAGCUGGGCAGCAAGCGGGACCAGGCAGCACGGGGCCCCGGCACCAUCGUCCCAGAGGGGAGAGCUCUGUCUGACAGGGCCGAUGCCAAUGAAAUGCCUUUCCUGCACCACGAGA